ACUCCUCCAUUUCCAUCAGUAUACCUCUUUCGCAGAGACAUUGAAGAUCCCGGUCUGAAUUCAUCCUGCUAUGGUCUUUCAAUCUUCUCCUGGCAACGUUUUGGCGCCCACGCUCCAGCUCGCACCCGCCCCCUCCACAGCGCCCGUGUACCUGCAGUUGCUUAAAAACGAACCGUGUGUGUACCAAACUCAGGUGCCCAACGCGGCCAGCUUGUCGCCGGUAGCAUUGGGUGCGGCAUACGUGAGUAAGACUAUCGAAGUCGACAGCAACUCACCACAGUUGUACGCGGACCAGGCCAGUUUCGACAAGUACAACUUCCUCAACCAGCAGCUGACAGGUGUGUCACGGUUCCUGAAAACGCGGUCCGUGAGCCUUCCAGAUAAGUUGUAUGAGGAAUUCAACUCUACCGAAGUGUCCACCAAGAUGGGGCUUUUCCCCGAGAUCAAUCGCGCAUGGGUCAUUGUCGACAACAAGUUGAACCUCUGGAACUACGACGAGCCGGCCGCCGCAAGCAUCACGUCCAUUGACGACAUCCCUUAUACGAUCCUUGCAGUCGCAGUAGUCACGCCGAAGCCGCGGGUGUUUGUCGCGGACAUCUCGCACCUCUUGGUGGUGUCCACACCUAUUGACAUCUACAUCUUCCUCGUGAAGUAUUCCGCCACAACGAAUGCAGUUGAGGUAUUCAACGCGGAAAUGGCCGUACCGGCGCAGGGCCUUGCAAUCAACCGCAUUGUGCAGCAUGCUGCGACGCGCGACAUCUACAUGGCAGGUGAGGGUGACGGCUGCAACGUGUGGCGCUUGGAGUACUCCAACAAGGAGGACUGGUUCAAUAGCAAGUGCUCCAAGACAUGCUUGACGCGCCUGGGCUUCACGGGCAUGGUGCUUCCCGGUGGCGGCAUGUUGAAGAAGAUUCCGGGACUCCACUACCUCACAGCUGACCCCCAGGAGAUUGUUGCAACAACCUCCUCUGAGACCAUCAUCCAGAUGGAGAUCGAUCAGUCGCGCGGCAUCUUGUACACGCUCUCGUCGCUGUCGAUCAUCCGUGCGUACCGUUUGGUCGACGGCAAGCUCGGUGCGAAGCAGACAAUCUCGCCUCGCGCGAUCAUUAACGACCUCUCCACGACGAUCGGCAACCUCCAUCAGAUCGAGACCUUGCGUGCAAAUGCGUUUAAGCUCGUGGGUAUCCACUUUGUCGCGAGCCAAGAGCGCGGCAACUUGUACCUCGUGGCAGUCACCAGUUUUGGUUUGCGCAUCUACAUCAACGGGUCGAUGUUCUCCACAGGCUUGGCCCUAAAGACCGCGCGCGUCAAGUUUCCGCCGUCCAAGACAGCCCUCCACGACGACGAGAAGGAAUACAUGCGCCAGUUGGUGCACAACCAGCAGCACUCCACAUUGUUGAAGAACACUAAGCUCACGCAGAUGAUCGCGCCUGGCUGUUUCGUGGCCGUUAAAGCGACCAAGAACUAUGAUAAGUUGUUUGUCAGCAUUCCCAACUACGGUUUCUUGAAGAAGACGGCCGAGUUUCUCGAGGACUGUGAGUUUCUCCUCGACAGUGGCGACCUCGGCAGUGGCUGCUUCAUCAACGAUGUCGUGGUCACGCAGCCGUUUGCUCUGGAAAGCGCUAAUGUCUAUGCCAGCCAGUACCUCCAUGACAGCAUGGAGUUUGCGGUGCUCACCAACAUGGGCGUGAACUUCUUCCGGUACCGCACACCUGACGUGGUACUCCAGCACGCGUUACAGGCGGGUCCGGGGCCAGACCACCUCCAGAGCUUCAUGGAGCUCAACGGCAUGGAAGAGACGUGUUCCUCAUUAUUAUACCUCUCGUGCAAGAUUAUCGGUGGGGGAACGGGCUUUGAGAGCAGCACCGGGAGACCGACCGCGGCCUUCCGCCACCAGGUCCAGACACUCUUUGCCACGAGCGGGUUGAAUGCGCGCAUGCCCGUAAAGGCGCUCACCGCGACGCCCUUCAGCCGUCUCCCGGUGCCUAUGGCGUCACAGGCACCCCAGACCGUUGACCAGGUCAUCUUAAGUGACCGGUUCUACGGGAUAGUCCUCCUUGUCUCGCGGUUGUUCCGCGAGUACUGGCACCAGAAGGUGUUUGUGCCGCUCGAGAACAUCAAACUCGUGCUGAACGGCAUCCUCAAGGACUCCGUCAAGGAUGACGUGGUAAUCAAAAACCUCAACACAUCGCUUGAACAGUUGGAGUUCUUUAUCGGAUCGAUCCUCAUCCUCCUUGAGUUCUUUGAGCGCUUCGGUAACAGUAUCCCUGGCCUCAACGCGCCGCAGAUCGUCACCGACCCGUUCAACGCGCAGAGCGAGGUGUGCAUACGCGCCGAACACAUGGCGUUGACCGCACUUCUCAAGUUAUUGCACUCCAUGAAGGAGGCGUUAUCGUUCCUCAUGGUAUUAGUGGAGGAGACGCGCAACAACAAGCCGGAACACUUUAAGGAAAUCCUUCGGUUCAUGUCUGUGCAAAACCAGGUCAACCUCCUCGCGUUGACCUUCCGUGACUUUAUGGCGCCUGCAGGCGAUGACGUGCGUAACUUGAUCAAGGACUUGCUCUCUGCAAUCUUGAACAAGAACAUUUUGAAGGGCGGGUCGAUCGACCUCGUGGCGACGUCAUUACAGGAGAAGUGCGGCUCGUUCUGCUCGUCCAGCGAUGUGGUCAUCUUCAAGGCGAUCGAAAAGUUGACCAAGGCCAAGAGCAUCGGCGACCGCGACCCCGAGUUGAAGGUGAAGAACUUGACGGAGUCCGUAGCCUUGUUCGAGCAGUGCUCGGCGGCGCUCACAUUGGAAAACAUCGAGAAUGCCACUAACAUCAUGUUGGAGUUGGACUACCACCUGGGCGCCGUUCAGUUUGUGUUGAAUGCCGCGAACAAGAUCGACGUAGGGACAGAUCCGAAGAGCCUCGCGAAGCGCAGCCGCUUGUAUCGCGUCAUCUUCCACAUCUUGACCGAAGUGGACGGCCACGUCGCACGCGCGCACGACGCGAACGACCGCGCGCGUAUCGCCAAGUACGGUGCGCUCCGCGAGAGUACUUACGCUACCGCGUUUGCGUACCCGGACGAAAAGUUCCACGCCGAGUUUUAUGACUGGUUCCGCGACCAAGGCAUGGCUGACCGCUUCUUAGAUAUCGACACUGACUACAUCUUGCCGUACCUUGAAUUCCGCGCCAAGACCGACCGCGAGCUUGCGGAGUUGUUGUGGGCGUACUUUGCCAAGCGCGAAAACCAUUUUGAGGCCGCCAAGAUCUUGUAUUCGCUUGCUGUAUCGGACUUCCCGAUACCGUUGACCAGCAGAAUCGAGUAUCUCUCACGCGCGAACGGCUUCGUCAACUGCGUAUGUCCGCCGCACUUGCGCCAGCAGAUGGUGCUGUUGGGCGGGAUUGUGAACGAGUUAGCGGACGUGGCGUCGAUCCAGUUGGAUGCGUUGACCACGAUUGAGAGUGACGACCGUAUUUCCCUAUCAGUCAAGGCGGCCGCCAUCGCGGCGCUCAACCGCAAGGUCCUCAGCAUUUCCGAGAUUUUCAAUGCGUACGUUGACCCCUUGGGCUACUACGACUUGUGUCUCGUCAUCUUCAAGGCUUCCGACUACAAGAAUACCGACGAUAUUUUGAAGCGCUGGGAGUUAUUGUUCGAGAAGGUAGUAGCGGACUACCGCGCCAGCCCCGGUGCCAGCGAGCCACUUCACAUCAUUCUCGGGUCCUACUUCACCAGCAUGGGCCGCAAGGUGGCGGACCACGAGUUAGUGUUCCCCAUCGACGAGUUGUUCAAGUUGUUGACAAAAUACGUGUAUGGUGACGGCAGUGGGCCUGCCGGCUGCAUCGUAAACAUGUUUGUGGAGUCCGGUGUGGGCUAUGACAAGUUGUACUACGUGUUGCGCGACAUGGUCGAAAACAGUGUCGAGUGCUUCCCAGGCUACGGCCAGCGGUUGAGGGAUGAGAUGGUGUACUUGAUCAAGCAGUGGGUGCAUGGCGAUAAGCAUUUGCGAGGGGUUGUUGACGUGCGAGGGUUGGAGAAGUAUGAGAUUGAGACGGAUCCCAUUGCAUUGUACCUUGGAGAGUGAUUCUCCGGGGAAACCAAAGCUUUCUGACAAGAGAGUCAAAGAUUGGUCUUUAGCGGAGUUGCUUCUGAAGACUAUUCCUCCGUCUGUGGUGCCACUGGGGACCCAGAAGGUCACCCCAGUUAGAUCCUCUUUGAUGCUUCUUCUCUAUCUUUCUCCUUAGAUGCUUCUGAGAUAGAGAUUGUAGCCGAUGUUGCUCUAAAAAAAAACCUGUAAUAUAAAGCCUUUGGCUCAACUUAUGUACACUAAUGCAGCAUUAUGCAUGCCA
Babjeviella inositovora NRRL Y-12698 is the source of this 4331-nucleotide messenger RNA. RefSeq lists its product as uncharacterized. Gene Ontology annotation, biological process: protein import into nucleus; RNA export from nucleus; transcription-dependent tethering of RNA polymerase II gene DNA at nuclear periphery. Bases 71 to 4066 code for a protein of 1331 amino acids. Gene Ontology annotation, molecular function: structural constituent of nuclear pore. The record is from RefSeq and is a predicted model, not a curated record. Lineage: Eukaryota; Fungi; Ascomycota; Pichiomycetes; Serinales. The transcript has a single exon. Gene Ontology annotation, cellular component: nuclear pore inner ring; nuclear pore.